GAUUCUACUCACUGGCUCAAUGUCUGUCUUGCGUCGGUAUCGCUCGGACAAUUGAAUAUUGUCUCUAGUCAAUUUUUAUAUAAAUGCCAGUGCUUGUGCCCGUGUCAGACGUUCGUAUUCUCCGUGAUUGUUAGCACGACAAGAACGUUUUCUUGCGAUGUUUCAUCAGAGAUACAAUUUUUUCAAAAGAACUUCCAUGAUAUUUCCAAAGAACGGCAAUGAUUGGCAACGGCAAAGCAUGGAUUACUACGAAAUACUUGGAUGUGACCCUAAUGCAGAUACAGCCGAAAUAAAAAAGUGUUACCAGAAACUCGCUCUCAAAUAUCAUCCAGAUAAAGACAGGACAAACGAAACCAACGAUAUGUACCUAAAAAUCGACGAAGCAUGGAAAGUAUUACGCGAUCCAGAAAAAAGAAGGAUUUAUGACGCGGAAAUCUAUGAAUCAAAAAUCAAUGAACAGUCGAACACAUUCGCUGAGCUCAACACGAGAACCGAUUUUUCCGAGAAUGAAGCUGGUGUCCUGUUAUACCCUUGCAGGUGCGGAGAUUUCUAUGAAAUUGAUAAAAGCGACAUUGAGAACGAAAAGGAAUUUAUCAUUGAAUGCAAUCAAUGCUCGUUGGUCGUGAAAGUCAGAAAUGAUACUCAUGACUAAGUAAAUGGAUUUUAUGCAUAUAUUUAUUUUUUAUUUUUUAACAUAUUAAAUAAGUUUAAACAUUUCUAAAUAAAUAAUAGAUUGGCUUACUCUUUAAA
Molecule: messenger RNA, 750 nt
Organism: Hermetia illucens (black soldier fly)
Lineage: Eukaryota; Metazoa; Arthropoda; Insecta; Diptera; Stratiomyidae
Product: dnaJ homolog subfamily C member 24-like
Exons: 2
Coding region: 158-652 (164 amino acids)
Biological process (GO): positive regulation of ATP-dependent activity
Molecular function (GO): ferrous iron binding; ATPase activator activity
Source: RefSeq, a predicted model, not a curated record